AUGUACCUACAAUUGCAGAGCGAACAGAAAGUUCUGUCACAUACGAUGAUUAUAAAAUCGGGUGCUCUACCUAAAGAGCUAGCAGCCGUCAAAGCCUUAUUUGAUGAACACCAUCAGUGUUUACCACCGCUCAAGAGAGACACUAAUUCUUACUGCCUUGAUCGCAUCGGAACUCAUAACGUGGUUGCCACCUGUUUACCAUAUAAAGAAUGCGGUUUUAAAACAGCAGCUAAAGUCGCUUCAGAUAUAGAUAAAACUUUCCCUACACUAGAGCGUAUUUUCCUAGUAGGGAUUGGAGGAGGGAUUCCUUCUAAAGAGCACAAUAUUCGACUUAGCGAUGUAGUAGUCGGCACAGGCAUCAUCCAGCACGACAUAGGUAAAGCAAUGCAGAAAGAUUCUAGACUUCUAAGGACAGGGUUCACGCAACGACCCAAUACAUCGCUGAGAACCGCAAUCAGCAAACCUUACUGCCAGGAUACGAAAGACCCCAAGAAGAUCGAGACAGAUCAUUUGAAGGCGGUUUUCAUCAUGAAGAAGGACAAAAUACAUGUCAAAGCUGCCGAGGGCCUGAAGUCAUCAGGGAAUCUCGGACGCCAAGGCCACACGUUCAUUACGGUAUCAUCGCCUGCGGAAGUCAAGUUGUAA
Trichoderma harzianum CBS 226.95 is the source of this 645-nucleotide messenger RNA. RefSeq lists its product as hypothetical. The record is from RefSeq and is a predicted model, not a curated record. Gene Ontology annotation, molecular function: catalytic activity. The coding region runs from base 1 to 645 and encodes 214 amino acids. The transcript has 2 exons. Gene Ontology annotation, biological process: nucleoside metabolic process. NCBI's taxonomy places the organism in Eukaryota, Fungi, Ascomycota, Sordariomycetes, Hypocreales, Hypocreaceae.